AUGUCUCUCGCCGAAACCAAGGCAAGUCAAUUGUGCCCCGCCAACCUCUCCUUCGUCCUCGAAGGCAUUAAGAAAGUGAAAUUCGAGGAACGGCCCAUCCCCGAAAUCAUUGAUCCCUACGACGUCCUGAUCAACGUCAAGUACACAGGAAUAUGCGGCAGUGAUGUCCACUACUGGGAACACGGCUCAAUCGGCGACUUCGUCGUCCGCGAUCCCAUGGUCCUCGGCCACGAAUCCUCCGGCAUCGUCAGCAAGGUCGGCUCGGCAGUUACCACGUUGAAGGUGGGCGACCAAGUGGCCAUGGAGCCUGGCAUCCCCUGUCGCCGCUGCGAGCCCUGCAAGUCCGGCAGAUACCAUCUCUGUCUGUACAUGGCCUUUGCUGCCACGCCGCCCUACGACGGCACGCUGGCCAGGUACUACAGACUGCCGGAAGACUUCUGCUACAAGCUGCCGAGCUCGGUGUCCCUCAAGGAAGGGGCGCUCAUCGAACCGCUCGGCGUAGCUGUGCAUGUCAUCAAGCAGGCAGGCGUCGUACCGGGCAACUCUGUGGUGGUGUUUGGCGCGGGCCCCGUGGGCCUGUUGUGUUGCGCAACGGCAAAGGCAUUCGGAGCCAGCAGAGUCAUAGUCUCCGACAUCCAGCAGAGCAGAUUGGAGUUUGCAAAGAAGCAUCUCGGGGUCGACACGUUUUUGCCUGCACGAGUGUCUGCCGGGGAGAAUGCAAAUCGCCUCAAGGAGGAGAACAAUCUGAGUGCCGGCUUCGAUGUGGCCGUAGACGCAUCGGGCGCAGAACCUGCUGUGCACACGGGAGUGCACGCCCUCCGGACCGGCGGUACGUAUGUCCAAGCCGGCAUGGGCAAGUCCGAGAUGAAUUUCCCGAUUAUGACGGUGUGUGCCAAGGAGUUGAACUUCAAGGGAAGCUUCCGGUACGGUAGCGGAGACUACAAGCUCGCAGUCGAGCUGGUGGCCACGGGCAAGAUCAGCGUCAAGGAGUUUAUCACUGCUGAAUUCAAGUUCGAGGAUGCCGAACAGGCAUAUAUUGAUAUGAAGUCGGGCAAGGGGAUUAAGACUAUCAUUGCCGGACUGUAA
Messenger RNA from Talaromyces atroroseus, 1086 nucleotides. Its product is annotated as putative D-xylulose reductase A. NCBI's taxonomy places the organism in Eukaryota, Fungi, Ascomycota, Eurotiomycetes, Eurotiales, Trichocomaceae. Gene Ontology annotation, biological process: D-sorbitol catabolic process. The record is from RefSeq and is a predicted model, not a curated record. Bases 1 to 1086 code for a protein of 361 amino acids. The transcript is spliced from 3 exons. Gene Ontology annotation, molecular function: L-iditol 2-dehydrogenase (NAD+) activity; zinc ion binding.